Molecule: messenger RNA, 336 nt
Organism: Rotaria sordida
Lineage: Eukaryota; Metazoa; Rotifera; Eurotatoria; Philodinida; Philodinidae
Source: the annotation of a GenBank genome assembly
AUGCCGAUAUCAAAUAUAACAAAUAAAAUUAGUGAUACAGCACGUAAACGAGCUAUUAUUAUGUUAUUACUUGUUACUUUAUUAUAUUUUAUUGCAUUUUCACCAGCACAAAUUAAUUUUAUUUAUACACAAGUAUAUGGAUUACAUCAUUUAUUUGAAAAUCGUCUAUUUUUUAUUAUAUCAAUAUUGUUAGUUUUAUCAACAACAGCUUUUAAUCCAAUAUUAUUUUAUAUAUUUAGUAAAUUUUUUCGACAUAAAUUUAAUACUAUUUUACGUCGUUUUUGUCCAAUAUAUCGUAUACAUUCAAGACGACAAAAUGAUUUCCCAAUGAUUUAA